GCAUUUGUCCCGCGCGGCCGGAAAUACACGUGCACGAUUUGUGAUCUCGCGAGAUUCUUCUGCGAAGCCACGUACAACCGCAAAUGUGUGGUGUGUCCAUGCUAACAGCUAAAGUUGCCUACCUUCACACAAAAUUUCGAAAGUCCAUCUUAUCUGCGUGAAUUAUACACCAGAGGAAGCGCCAAAAUGAGUAUACUUGCCAAGAUAGCAGAGAUUGAAAAUGAGAUGGCCAGGACGCAGAGGAACAAGGCCACUGCUCACCACUUGGGUCUGCUCAAAGCACGUCUGGCCAAACUGAGGAGGGAGCUUAUAACACCCAAAGGCGGCAGUGGGGGAGGAACUGGAGAAGGUUUUGAUGUUGCGAAAACCGGCGAUGCCCGAGUGGGCUUUAUUGGUUUUCCUUCAGUAGGAAAAUCAACACUGCUGAGUAAUCUUGCUGGUGUUUAUUCUGAAGUCGCUGCUUAUGAGUUCACCACUCUCACAACAGUACCCGGAGUCAUUCGGUAUAAAGGGGCAAAAAUUCAGCUCCUGGAUCUCCCGGGAAUCAUUGAAGGAGCAAAGGAUGGCAAAGGCAGAGGCAGACAGGUCAUUGCAGUGGCUCGAACCUGCAAUCUAAUCCUCAUCGUGCUUGAUGUGUUGAAGCCUCUUGUUCACAAGAAGCUAAUAGAGCACGAGCUGGAGGGCUUUGGUAUCAGACUUAACCAGCAGCCUCCUAACAUUGGUUUCAAGAAGAAGGACAAAGGAGGCAUCAACUUUACCGCCACAUGUGCACAGAGCGAGCUUGAUGCUGAAACGGUUAAGACCAUUCUGGCCGAGUACAAGAUCCACAACGCCGACAUCACUCUGCGCAGCGACUCCACCGCUGAUGACCUCAUUGACGUGGUGGAAGGCAAUCGGGUCUACAUCCCAUGCAUUUUUGUGCUCAACAAAAUCGACCAGAUCUCCAUUGAGGAGCUUGACAUCAUCUACAAGGUGCCCCACUGUGUCCCCAUCUCUGCCCACCACCGCUGGAACUUUGAUGACCUGUUGGAGAAGAUGUGGGACUACCUAAAGCUUGUGCGCAUUUACACCAAACCAAAAGGCCAGCUGCCUGACUACACGUCUCCCGUUGUCCUCCCUGAUGGACGGACCUCAGUGGAGGAUUUCUGCUUGAAGAUCCACAAAAACCUCAUCAAAGAAUUAAAGUAUGCACUCGUGUGGGGCGCAUCUGUGAAACACAACCCUCAAAAGGUGGGCAAGGACCACGUGAUGGAGGAUGAAGACGUUAUCCAGCUGGUGAAAAAAUAAAAACAAUCUUAAGUCAUUGCAUGGCCUGUCUAUCACAAAGUGUUCUGUACAGCUGCUCAGUAAAACACCAAACAUGUCCAUCACAGCAUUUGUGUCCUGUGGUUUCAAAUGGCUGCCUUUCAUUUAAAAACGGUGGCACAGAUGUGUCACAUUGGAAAUCUCACAGUACUUAACACCUUGAAUAGUUCAUAUUGAAUAUUGGUUAAGGCUUGCAUUUAAAUAAAACUAUAAUAAAAA
This is a messenger RNA of Menidia menidia (Atlantic silverside), 1524 nucleotides long. NCBI's taxonomy places the organism in Eukaryota, Metazoa, Chordata, Actinopteri, Atheriniformes, Atherinopsidae. The record is from the annotation of a GenBank genome assembly.